AUGAACUUUUUAGUUGGAGCUUCCGAAAACGCUAUUUCUCUAGAGAAAUUGCGCGAAGUUCUUAUUCGACUUGAAGAUACAAUUAUAUUCGCUUUAAUAGAAAGAGCACAGUUCGCGCAUAAUGAGGUAAUUUAUAAACCGGGAAUGUAUAAAUAUGAAGGAAGUGAAGAAUUUAAUGGAAGCUUCUUAGAAUAUUUUUUACGAGAAUCAGAAAAAGUGCACGCAAAAGUGAGACGAUAUCAAAGUCCGGACGAAUAUCCGUUCACUCAUCCCCUCCCAGAUCCAAUUAUUCCACCUUUAGAAUACCCGAAAGUUCUUAAGAAAAAUGAUAUUAAUGUUAAUCCAAAAAUACUAAAAUUUUAUCUUGAACAUAUCGUUCCGGCUUUAUGCGUUCCUGGGACAGAUCUAAAUUAUGGUUCAUCAGCAACUAGAGAUGUCGCGUGCCUUCAAGCUUUAUCACAAAGAAUUCAUUAUGGAAAAUUUGUCGCAGAAGCAAAAUUUCGAGAUCCAAACCUUCAAUCAAAAUAUAUUGAGCAUAUAAAGUCUCGUAAUUCAGAAGCUAUUGAAGAAUUAUUAACUAAUAAAAAAGUCGAAGAAGCUUUAUUGAAACGUCUUAGACAUAAAGCUCUCAUUUAUGGACAAGAUGUUACAGAUUCUGGUUCUUUAAACAAUUCACCAAAGAUAAAUAUCGAUAUUGUUGUUGAAUUAUAUGAAAAGUGGGUAAUUCCAUUAACCAAAGAUGUUGAAGUCCAAUACCUUUUGUCACGACUUGACUAA
Diversispora eburnea is the source of this 777-nucleotide messenger RNA. The record is from the annotation of a GenBank genome assembly. Lineage: Eukaryota; Fungi; Glomeromycota; Glomeromycetes; Diversisporales; Diversisporaceae.